Molecule: messenger RNA, 2663 nt
Organism: Eriocheir sinensis (Chinese mitten crab)
Lineage: Eukaryota; Metazoa; Arthropoda; Malacostraca; Decapoda; Varunidae
Product: helix-loop-helix protein delilah-like
Exons: 2
Coding region: 1018-1920 (300 amino acids)
Molecular function (GO): protein dimerization activity
Source: RefSeq, a predicted model, not a curated record
CCGCCCCCGUACCGCGUGGAGGUGACGGCCUUGCUCCCUCACUCUCUUGGAUUAUUACUUGGUGUCGCGUUGAAACUUUCUGCCUCCAGAACGGAGGUGGUGAUGGUGACACCUCUCCGUAUUUUUCCGCGUAUCUUGAAGAACACUGAAAGGCAACGAGCUACGAAGGACAGACGAGACACUCCACGCCCAGCCACACGAGGAGCAGAAAGCAGACACUCUAAGGGGUUCAAACUCACGCGCGAGGGACUCUAUUCUUUCGGGACGAGGACCAGCGGGAAACUGUCCGCAGCGCGCCAUCGACCCGCCAGACAAUUGUGCAAAUUAGAAGUGGUCAUCUGUUGUGUUUAUCGGCGGUCGGUAAGCCAAACCAGUCAAUCGCUCCAAUCAGGUGUAGGUGUCGGCCAUGCCAAUCGGUCUUGCCGGCAAAUCGUGCCAAUCAGCUUUACAAAUGAGCUGCAGUGAUCAGCCGGGCCCAUCGCUCCUGUCAAAUAGCCGCGCCACGACACCCAUCACGCCCGCUGAUUGAACAGAGCCGGGCCCGCGCCUAAGAGAUUACUGGGCGAGGGAGGAAAAGGAUGGUGAAGGAGCCGUAAUGGGCUCUUUGUGGCGGGGGAAAGAAUGAACCAGUACUGUGAGAUGAACAACUGAAGGAAAUUUAUACAAUUAUGUGAGAAAAACGUGAAAGUGCACUUGAAAGUUGCAUUUCCUGGUAAUAAUUUCUCGUGAUAAAUAUACUGAUAGAACAACGUAAAAAGUACAAAACGUAAACUAUAAAUUAAGAAAUGAAAAUAAACUAUAAAUGGAAGUGUGCAUAAAAAAGUUUAAGACGUUAGUUAUGGUGUUUUUCACAGUAUUUUAUAGUGACUGAUUUUUCUGCAAUUUUUACAUUUAAAAGUGCAAGAACGUUCAUAGGGAAAUAAAUUUCACUGUAAUAACUAAAGUGACGACUCUUUUAAGUAUAGUCGGUGACGCCGAAACAAGCCGCUUGUUCUACCUAUCAAAGACAAAUCUGCCAUGAUUGGUGAGAGGAAACGAGUGUUGAACAAAAUCACUUUUACGAUGGAACAAAACAGUACAAUGGUGCCUCACACGGAGUCAUCGGCCGCCGUUUCUGCCAGUUGUAGCAGCAAUCAUAUUGGUCGCCGAGGCUCGUCGAAAACCACUGACAAGUAUAGUCUCCGCCCGAGAACUGUUGUCCGGAGGCUACAACAGGUGGACAGGAGUCGAGAUACGAGCAGCUUCAAGACAAGUGAACCGAAAGCCUCCAAGUCAAGGCCGCCGCCACUGUCAAAGUAUCGCCGCAAGACAGCCAACGCCCGAGAGAGGCACCGCAUGAAGGAGAUCAACGACGCCUUUGAGACGCUGCGCCGUAUUCUGCCAGACUUCUGCAGCAGCAGAGUGGUGGCCGCGUCCACCAUGACCAAGAUCACAACUCUGCGGCUGGCGGCGAGCUACAUCAGGGCGCUUUCGCACAUCCUAGAAGACGGAAGGCGACCCGGAAACAUCAACUUCCUGGGAGAAAUUCACCUCGAGCAUACGCUACCUGCCCAACACCUGCCUCAGCCUCCCACGGCCUUUCCAGGGAACACCAACGCCCAUACUCUUCAAAGUCACACUUCAGAGGAGUCCGCGAAUGUCUCCCCGCUCGCUUCCUUCUCCUCCUCCUCUUUAUCUCCCUCCUCCUCCUUUACCAACUCUUCUCCUACCUCUUCAUCCUCCUCCUCGUACCCGCCCUUCUCACACCUCCGAUGUUCCUUUGGCAGCAGCAGCGACCUGAGUGACUUGCUCUCUGACGACUCGUGUUGUGUAUUGGACGAUAAUCUUGACUUGUUUGACGACAUUCCUCCACUCCCCGAGGCUGACCCCUUCGCCCUCCUUCUGGCACCCGACGGGGCAAUGCAGGUGCCGGAGUCGUGACCUGAACUCGUCUACUCACUCGUCACCUCAAUGCCCCCACACCUGCGCUCCGCCCGUCUUGUUGCUGCCACCCACAGAUUAAAACGAGACAACAAACCCACUUCAACUAAUUAACGAAAGAAACAAACUAUAAGCCGAGUGCAAAUAAUAAUGUGUUAUUUAUGAAAGUGUAUAACAUGCAUAUAUCUGUUUUAUUUACUUGACUAACACCACUCGAAACAAUGAAACCCAAAGGCAAACAAUAUUGAGUGAUGAAAAUAAUGAAAUGGUUAAAAACUAUGAAAACAAGACCUAAGUGUUGUGUGUUUUACUGAGUGUGUGUGUUAGGGGUGUUGUGUGUGUGUGUGUGUGUGUGUGUGUGUGUGUGUGUGUGUGUGUGUGUGUGUGUGUGUGUGUGUGUGUGUGUGUGUGUGUGUGUGUGUGUGUGUGUGUGUGUGUGUGUGUGUGUGUGUGUGUGUGUGUGUGUGUGUGUGUGUGUUUACUGUUGAUACACGAGUGAGCGUUCCCUUUAGGCUGUCCGCGAUGGCCUUCCAGAUUGGGAGGAAUUGAAUAUGACUGAGGCCCACCGAUGUGUGUGUGUGUGUGUGUGUGUGUGUGUGUGUGUGUGUGUGUGUGUGUGUGUGUCAUUUUUAUCAUCAGGUGCGACAAACUUACAUAGAAACAUGCAUAGAAACUCACGAAUGUGCGCACACACACACACACACACACACACACACACACACACACACACACACACACACACA